UGCUGCAGAGUGUGUGUGUCAGUGUGAGGAUGAGGGUGCAGCAGCAUGCUCUUUGGCUCUGGUUCCCCUGCCAGCCUCUCCAGCAGCAGCCUGAGCCUGAGCAUCCUCCUUGCUGAGGCCAAGAGUGCAGGACCAGAAGGGGACCCCAGGAGGAGGAGGGAGAAGGCUGAGGAUGAUGGCUCGGCUGCCUGGGGCUGGCUGCUCCCUGUGGCUGCUGGUGCUGGCAGUGCCAUGCCUGCUGCAGCGUGCCCAGGUGAGGAAGCCCUUCCGAUGCCCAGCCACUUGCACCAGCUGCACCAAGGAGUCCAUCAUCUGCGUCGGAUCUGCCAGUGUCCCCCGCAGCAUCCCUGCUGACAUCAGCUCCCUGAGCUUGGUAAAUGGAACCUUUGCUGAAAUAAAAGAAAGAAUGUUUUCUCAUCUGCCUUCCCUGCAAUUGCUACUGAUGAAUUCUAAUUCAUUUACAAUUAUACGGGAUGAUGCCUUUGGUGGUCUUUUCCAUCUGGAGUACUUAUUUAUCGAAGGCAACAAAGUAGAAACUAUUUCAAGGAACGCCUUUCGUGGGCUCCGAGACCUGACACACCUUUCUUUGGCCAAUAACCAGAUCAAAGCUCUGCCAAGGGAUGUCUUCGGUGAUUUAGAUUCUUUGAUUGAACUAGAUUUAAGGGGAAAUAAGUUUGAAUGCGACUGCAGAGCCAAAUGGUUGUUUUUGUGGUUAAAGAUGACAAAUUCUACUGUUUCUGAGGUCCUGUGUAUUGGUCCAGAAGAAUUUCAAGACAAGAAGUUAAAUGAUGUCUCAAGUUUUGAUGAUGAAUGUACCACUACAGAUUUUGUGGUCCAUCAGAUUUUACCCUAUGAGUCAGUUUCAGUUGACACCUUCCACUCAAAAAAUGAUGUGUAUGUAGCCAUUGCUCAGCCCAGCAUGGAAAACUGCAUGGUGCUAGAAUGGGAUCACAUUGAGAAGAACUUCAGGAGUUAUGACAACAUUACAGGUCAAUCCAUAGUGGGAUGCAAAGCUAUCUUGAUUGAUGAUCAAGUUUUUGUGGUGGUUGCUCAACUUUUUGGUGGCUCACACAUUUACAAGUAUGAGGAAAACUGGACAAAAUUUGUCAAGUUCCAGGACAUAGAAGUUUCCCGAAUUUCAAAGCCAAAUGAUAUAGAGCUUUUUCAGAUAGAGAGCGAAACAUUCUUUGUCAUUGCGGAUAGCUCAAAAGCUGGGUUGACGACAAUUUAUAAAUGGAACAACAAGGGGUUCUACUCUUAUCAAUCCCUGCACGAAUGGUUUCGGGACACAGAUGCUGAGUUUGUUGAUAUAGAUGGAAAAUCUCAUCUGAUCUUGUCAAGCCGUUCACAGAUUCCCAUUAUCCUUCAAUGGAACAAAAGCUCCAAAAAGUUUCUCCCACACAGUGAGAUCCCCAACAUGGAAGAUGUGUUGGCUGUGAAAAGCUUUCGAAUGCAGGACACUCUCUACAUCUCGCUCACAAGAUUUAUUGGUGACUCAAGAGUGAUGAAGUGGAAUAGCAAACAAUUUGUGGAGAUACAGGCUCUCCCUUCUCGGGGAGCCAUGACUCUUCAGCCUUUCUCCUUUAAGAAUCAUUAUUACCUGGCCUUGGGAAGUGACUAUACGUUCUCUCAAAUUUUCCAGUGGGAUGAUGAGAAGAAGCUCUUUAAAAUAUUUAAGGAGAUCUAUGUGCAAGCACCUCGCUCCUUCACAGCUGUGUCAACAGAUAGAAGAGAUUUUUUCUUUGCUUCUAGUUUUAAAGGCCACACACAAAUAUUUGAACACAUAAUCGUUGAUUUGAGUUUAUGAAGGAGCUCUGGGAUGGCAGUGGGAGGGAGAAACCCACACAUAAUGACCUUUUCAUAUGAAAAAACAAGUGGGAAAGACAGAUUAUUCACUUCCUGAGAACAGGAGAUACCUAUGGUAUUAGUCAGCAGUUUUCUGAACUUUUUAGAAGUUUGCAUAUUUAAUCAGGGAUUGCAUUAACUUGGUUUAACUGCAUGCCAUGCCCAUGUUACCAUUGGUAAAGAUACUGUAAAACUUACUAUUACUCUGAGAAGGAGUGCGAUGCAUUAAAAUUAAUCCUAACAAAUCAAAAACAGUGAUGCGAAAUUGAAGAAGGGGAUGGUAAACCAGAACAGACAGGACAGGCCCUGUGUGAAAGAAAAGAAGAUCAAAGCCCCUUUUCUAAGCCAACUUUUCCAGAACUGGAAUUUAAUAAGUGACUCCACAUAUUUGACUGUAAUGUGUAAAGGUGACCAUGCCAAGAGGGAAAAAAAGCCUAUCAGGGACAAGGAUAUGGUAGGCAUCCCUUGGCAUUGCCAGAGGAAACGGAAACAGAUCUGCUUGCUGGCCUUUCAGACAGCUAUCACUAGAGGGGCCUCUGGAGUUGUGAUAUUCAAAGCAGAGGUCCCUGUGCCAGUGCCACCAGUCCACAAGCAAUUGGCUGCCAGUCUGCAGAGCAAUUCCAAGGAAGGAAGAAAAAGUUGUAGCCAGUAGGAAUAAUUAUGGUACCAUUCACUGGAACACCAGAGAAGAACAACUGUUGUGGUCUCCCUCAUCCAAAAGCUGAGGAGCACUUCUCUAGGAGACCUUAGUGUAUUCUGAUUUUGUGAAAGCUGAUUAUGUUUGUUAAAUGUUGACUGCCUAAUCUGCUUUAAGGGAGGAGGAAACAGGACACGUGUGAUCCAUUCCCUAAACAUCUCACCAAAGUGGCUAGCUCAUGGCAGAUCUGCAUUGAGUGUGAUCAAGCUCUGGUUGAUUCAGAGUCUGAUUUAGAGCCCACCUUUGUUCAUACAAUGAUUUUAAUGGCCUAACCACAUUGAAUGAAUGGCACAUACUGUAUGCUACUUCCAGCCCAUGUCUCCCUGAGAGUGUUUUGCAAAGAUGUGUGGUAUGUGAUAACAUCACAUCCAGCAUUUCACUAUUCUAGCUGUUACAUCAGCUGUUCCCUCCGAUUGCCUCUGAUCCAGGCAAAGUUAAACUUCCCAGUCUCAUUAAUUUAAAUGGGAAUGUAUGACACACUUGUUUAAUGCUCCUAUUGAUAGAUGUGGGAAUUUAUAGUCCUUAUCUUUGGCUGGAUCUUGUGGCAUCAAUUCUUCUUUAUCUCUUUCGUGUUCUUUAUCUCUUUCUUUCUGGUUAAAUUUAAUAUGACCUGGCCACUAGAACUUGGGUUUUGGUACCUUUCAUGCUGUUGGUCAUUUUGUGUCUUUUUGCUUUGUUUAUCUGUUUUAUUAAUUCCAUGGUUAAGACACUUUCCCAUUUGGAUUUCACAAAAGCUGAACGGACUUCCAUUCAAAUUAUGAUUAGGCAAUUGGAUUAGGCCUAAUGUGUGAAUGGGAAUACUAUAUGCACAAGUAUUUCUAAAGUGCAAAUGGGCUGUGUAUGCAACUAGUUACCAAGAUAAGAAGAAAGAAAUUACACACACACACACACACACACACACACACACACACACCCCAUCACUGAGUAGUGUGAGGAUGAAGGGGACUGGAUUAUAUUGUUCUUUGUAUUUUAUUUUAAAUUUAUUUAUUUAUAUUAGCAUUGACUAUUUCCCCCCAGAAUAAAACAUGUUUGAAAAUAGGAGCAUGACAGUCAUAACAGUGGCAACACACUAACCUCAAACUUAAAAGGCUUACAAAUGUUAGCUAUUUCACUAUACUGUCCACAUUGUACCUUUGUUCGUUCUCUCUCUCUCUCUCUCUCUCUCUAU
Molecule: messenger RNA, 3710 nt
Organism: Sceloporus undulatus (fence lizard)
Lineage: Eukaryota; Metazoa; Chordata; Lepidosauria; Squamata; Phrynosomatidae
Gene: LGI2
Product: leucine rich repeat LGI family member 2
Exons: 8
Coding region: 173-1807 (544 amino acids)
Biological process (GO): inhibitory synapse assembly
Molecular function (GO): protein binding
Source: RefSeq, a predicted model, not a curated record